Messenger RNA from Asparagus officinalis (garden asparagus), 1392 nucleotides. RefSeq names its product transcription factor MYB24-like. Bases 295 to 1104 code for a protein of 269 amino acids. The record is from RefSeq and is a predicted model, not a curated record. The transcript has 5 exons. Lineage: Eukaryota; Viridiplantae; Streptophyta; Magnoliopsida; Asparagales; Asparagaceae.
CAUCAAACAACAAACACGAAGCGCAUAAUCCUGUCUUUCACAAGAAAAAAAAAAAAAUCAAUCGCUCACAUUUAAUGGACAGCAUUACUCAAGAACUCCCCUAUCAUCAAACAUAACUACCCUCCUCAGUACAAGAAUCUUGUUACCUCUCUGAAGCCUGCUCCAUCAUAAUUUCCUUCCAUCCUCAUUCAAACCAGAAAAGAACAGAAAAAAGAAAAUAAAACGAAGAAGAACCUUCAGCAGUUCUUCAUUGGGUCAGUGGUCAUCAUCGUCUUCUCAAAGACACAAUCUGCAAUGGCGGCUGAAGACGAGGCUGGCAACAAUGACGAUGGUGAAUCUAAGUUCAAGCAUAGGCGGAGAUGGACUCCGAGCGAGGAUGAGAUUCUUAAAGAUUAUGUCAAGAAUAAUGGAGAGCGAAAUUGGAAUGCAGUGCCAAAGAAAACUGGAUUGAAUCGUGAUGGCAAGAACUGUAGAAAUCGAUGGAUGCGCCAUCUUCGCCCCAAUUUUAAGAAAGGAUCUUUCACUGACGAGGAGUCGAAGACGAUUCAGAGCUUGCACAAUUCAUGGGGAAACAAGUGGGCUAAAAUCGCCGAAGAAUUGCCUGGUCGGACCGAUUAUGAAAUCUGGAACCACUGGACACUGAAGAUAAGGAAAGAACAGCGAAUCAGACAUGGAGUCAAAAAUACCUUCAACAGUAACCAACAAUUACGACAUCUCAGGAAUCAGAGUAGGCAGCUUCCUCGUCAAAAUACAAGGGAUGUUGGUUACAGAGGCUCAACAGGUUUUCCACACGCUGGCCCUCCGGAGUAUGAUGAACAUACGCGUGUUCUCUUCCCUUUGCAAACUGAGAAUUGGCAGCGGGGCACGAAGUUGACCGAUAAUGCUGAUGGGCUUCUUCCUGAAAAUGCAUCAGGUGCUGGUUUUACAUGCCCAACUGUCGCACGUCCACAGGAGGCGGAAACAUCAACAUCCGCACCUACUAAUCCAAACCAAGUACUGAGCCAAUCAGCACAAUUAGACCAAAGAGAGCACCAAAUGCCUACAACAAGAAACAACUCAGAUACAGAUGUAACCGAGAACAAUCCUAAUUUCCAGAAGAAAUAGAUGCAGGAGCAAAGAUGAAGAAUGAAGCGGAGCUUUCAUGUUCAAUACAUCGGAUGGAGAAAUUGCAUCCCCAUGUACAGUUAACAAGAUCAAUUUCCACAUGAACUAAACAUGUUGUUGAAGAUAUUUUACGUGGUCCAUAUUGUUAUUCCUUAUUCUUUGAAAUUGUACAAAAUUAAUGAAGUCAUUUUAUCUGCUCAAAAAGAAAGAUUAAAUUUCGGACCGAGUAGAGUUCUUUUUUUCCUGGACAUUGAAAGCUAAGAUCACUUGGCGGAGCUCAAGUAUAGA